Molecule: messenger RNA, 375 nt
Organism: Medioppia subpectinata
Lineage: Eukaryota; Metazoa; Arthropoda; Arachnida; Sarcoptiformes; Oppiidae
Source: the annotation of a GenBank genome assembly
AAAAGUAAAUUCAGUCUUCAGUCGCGUUUGACUGAACUGAGAGUCGCUCUCAAGAAUAGUUACGAUCAAAACCAGAAACUCAGGCAACAGUUGAACGCCAGUCAGAUUGUUGUCACACAAGAGUCCACUUUUAAUGAAGAACUCGUGACCAAACUUUUGGACCAAAGCGUCGACACCACUAAUGAAGCGAAACCAUUAGUGAAUCUUCAGGCGUGUGUCGACUCAUUAAAACAAGAGAUGGAAUUAUUGCAAAAACAAAUACAAGACAACAAUUAAUCUAAUGUUUUGGACACAAAUGAUUGCAUUUACCAAUUCAUGGAUCAUUUCAAAUGAGUAUUAAGGCCUUAAUUCGUUGUCGAACUAACUUUCAGUGCC